Molecule: messenger RNA, 1884 nt
Organism: Mangifera indica (mango)
Lineage: Eukaryota; Viridiplantae; Streptophyta; Magnoliopsida; Sapindales; Anacardiaceae
Product: auxin-responsive protein IAA9-like
Exons: 6
Coding region: 435-1571 (378 amino acids)
Biological process (GO): regulation of DNA-templated transcription
Cellular component (GO): nucleus
Molecular function (GO): protein binding
Source: RefSeq, a predicted model, not a curated record
UACAGUUACGACAGAACUAUAUUUCUUUUCUCAAACGGCCCAGCUGUUCUUUCACCAAUUCGUCUCGUCCGCUUUGAUUGGAUUCCUUCCUCUCCUAGAUCAGCGCAGUAUAAGGCGAAGAGGUCCAAAAAUUUGUUAAUCUAACAAGACAAGUUUUAGCAUCUAAUUAUCUUUCUACCACUCCCUCUUUUUAUUUUUCUCAGCUUCGAGUUUCUCGCUGCAAGCUUUUGUUGCUUUCUGUUGAAUGGAACGACCUAGAGCUUUCUCUGUGUCUCGGUGACUCUCUGGUUUACUUUCUAUACAAUUUGUGCAAUUUUUAAUUCAAUUUUUCUGCGUUGAUCGAUCUCCUUAACUUGCUUCGUUUCAUUCUCAGAUGGUAAUUUGACCUUUGUCAUGUCCAUCUAAGCAGUGGUAUUUGAUAAUUUUGAAGUCUGAUGUCUCCACCACUGCUGGGCGUUGAGGAGGAAGGGCAGAGCAAUGUGUCAGUAGCCUCUUCACCCUCUGACUGUAUUUCCCAAAAUGUUUCUGGGCUAAAAGGGAGCAACUAUCUGGGCUUUUCAGACUGUUCUUCAGUUGACAGCUCUGCAGCCUCUAGCUUGCUGGAUGACAGCAAGAACAAGCUGAAUUUCAAGGCUACUGAGCUGAGACUUGGUCUCCCUGGAUCCCAAUCUCCUGAUAGAGCUCCCAAGCUUUCUUUGAUUAGUGCAGAGAAGUUUGAUGAGAUGCUGCUGUUCCCAUUGCUUCCUGUUAAGGAUGGAAUCUGUGCAACAUCACAGAAGAAUGUUGUUUCAGGAAACAAAAGAGGAUUCUCUGACACCAUGGACAGAUUCUCAGAGGUGAAAAGUUCUGUUUACACUGAAAAAAACUGGAUGCUUCAAGUGGCCGGGCCUGAUUCUGAAUCACCUCAAUCUGUUGCACAGGGGAAGUUUCCUGGUAAUUCAGGUAUGAAUGUGAAGCUUUCAACCAGAUCAUCAGGGACUCAGCAACCAGUAAUGAAAGAGACAGCUCCAAAUGCAGUGCCAGAACGACCUUGUGCAGCCAAUGGAACCUGCCAUAACCAAGUAGCUACUUCUAAUAACAGCAACAAUACACCUGCUGCCAAGGCGCAGGUUGUUGGUUGGCCUCCUAUUAGAUCAUUUAGGAAGAAUUCCUUGGCUACCACAUCAAAGAACAAUGAUGAAGUUGAUGGAAAGCCUUGUCCAGGUGCUCUUUUUGUCAAAGUCAGCAUGGACGGGGCACCUUAUUUGAGGAAGGUAGAUUUGAGAACUUACUCCAGUUACGGGGAACUGUCUUCUGCUCUUGAGAAGAUGUUCAGUUGCUUUACAAUUGGUCAAUGUGGAUCCCAUGGGGCUCCUGGGAGGGAAAAGCUGAGUGAGAACAAGUUGAAGGAUCUGCUGCAUGGAUCAGAAUAUGUGCUUACAUAUGAAGACAAGGAUACUGAUUGGAUGCUUGUUGGGGAUGUGCCAUGGGACAUGUUUAUAGAUUCAUGCAAGAAGCUGAAAAUAAUGAAGAGCUCUGAUGCUAUUGGCUUAGCUCCAAGAGCGAUGGGGAAAUCCAAGAACAGGGACUAGCAAGUGCCAAGGGAAGAGGACUACUUUCCUGGUAAUGCCGCAAAAUGUGUGGAAAAUUCCAGCAGUGAGGGGGAAGGUAGUUGAAGCGAAUGGGUUUUUGAGAAGAUGUAUGUUUUCUUCUGUGCAGGAAGUUGGUUUUACCAAAUGUUUGCUGCAAUGCUUAUGGUUAUGAUGGUUGUCGGUGAAGAUAAUUAUUGCAUUAGUAGAUGUGGAGUUUAUUCAGGAAAACCUCUGAAUUGUUUAAGUGGUAAUGUAUUUGAUGAAUCCAUGAAUCCGCGUUUUGACUAAUUUGAAUGGUUUAUGUUGUUACUCA